Messenger RNA from Staurois parvus, 446 nucleotides. The record is from the annotation of a GenBank genome assembly. NCBI's taxonomy places the organism in Eukaryota, Metazoa, Chordata, Amphibia, Anura, Ranidae.
CACUGUUAGGCGACACUGAUAGGCAGCACUGAUGGACACUGAUAGACGGCACUGACUGGCACUGAUAGGCGGCACUGACUGGCACUGAUAGGUGGCACUGAUUGGUAGCACUGAUAGGUGGCACUGACUGGCAUUGAUAAGUGGCACUGACUGGCACUGAUGGGUGACACUGAAAGGCAGCUCAGAUGGGCACUGAUAUGUGGCAUUGAUGUGCACUGGUAUGUACUGAUAUGUGGCACUGAUGGGCACUGGCAGGUGGCAUGGAUGAGCACUGAGAGCUGGCACUGCUGGGGCUACACAGAUCAUCAGGGCACACUGAUCAUCAGUGCCCUGAUGAUCAGUCACGAGAGGAGAGAAAUGCCGAUAACUGGCAUUUCCCUGUUUGCAUGUGAUCAGCUGUGAUUGGACACAGCUGAUCACAUGACUGAGCCGACAUCUUCGGCUCU